AUGAAAACCUCCCUGGUCUUAAAUUCUCGCUGGCCAGCGGAGACUGUGAUGUUCGUGUAUGACAACAACCUAGAAGACCUCAACAAGAACAUGGAGGGUCUGGUGGGCAGCGGAAACUUUGCUGCAGCCACUGCGGCGAGUCAGUGCCGCAACCUCAUGGCCCAUUCUGCGGCUGCGGCCGCUUUCGGAGGACACGCCUCUAACCUGGUGCAUUCCUCAGCUGGUUACUCUACAGUGGACGUUUCCACCUCAAGCUCCAGUGAGACUACUGCAUCUUCAGGAAAACAAUGCGGGGCCGGAACCUGCCCCGGAGCUGCAGUACCGCACCAGAGUUCAUCAGCUGCAACAGCGUUACCAUACAGCUACUUUGGUAACAGUUACUAUCCCUGCAGGAUGGGGAGAAGCUCUAUUAAAUCAUGCACCCAGGCGACUGGAGCUGCGCUCAGCUCGCAGUACAUGGACACUACAAUGAGCCCUGACGAGUACCCAAACCACCGGGCCAAGGAGUUCACAUUUUACCACGGCUAUGCCAACCCCUACCAGUCCAUGGCCAGCUAUCUGGACGUAUCAGUUGUCCAAACUCUUGGGAGCGGAGAUCCACGCCAUGAAACCCUUCUCCCCAUGGACAGCUACCAGCCAUGGGCUCUGACCAACGGUUGGGGAGGGCAGAUGUACUGCUCCAAGGACCAGGCGCAGGCUGGACACCUCUGGAAGACCGCUCUAGCUGAUGUGGUGGCGCACCAACACGAAGGCUCGCCUUUCCGCCGGGGGAGAAAGAAGCGGAUACCAUACACAAAGGUCCAGCUGAAAGAACUGGAGAAGGAAUAUGCAGCCAACAAGUUCAUCACGAAGGACAAGCGGAGGAAGAUCUCAGCUGUGACCAACCUCUCUGAGCGCCAGAUAACCAUCUGGUUCCAGAACAGGCGAGUGAAGGAGAAGAAGUUCGUUGCCAAAGUGAAAAGCAGCACGCAGUAGCACACAGCUUUCAGCUCUGCGGAAUUUAUUGCGGACUUCAGUGUUUACCAUAUUGUAGAACAAAGAGAACUGGGAUGAAC
Molecule: messenger RNA, 1055 nt
Organism: Gambusia affinis (western mosquitofish)
Lineage: Eukaryota; Metazoa; Chordata; Actinopteri; Cyprinodontiformes; Poeciliidae
Gene: hoxb13a
Product: homeobox B13a
Exons: 2
Coding region: 1-975 (324 amino acids)
Biological process (GO): regulation of transcription by RNA polymerase II
Molecular function (GO): DNA-binding transcription factor activity, RNA polymerase II-specific; RNA polymerase II cis-regulatory region sequence-specific DNA binding
Source: RefSeq, a predicted model, not a curated record